Messenger RNA from Lates calcarifer (barramundi perch), 2080 nucleotides. RefSeq names its product lysozyme g. Bases 159 to 722 code for a protein of 187 amino acids. Gene Ontology annotation, molecular function: lysozyme activity. The record is from RefSeq and is a predicted model, not a curated record. Gene Ontology annotation, biological process: peptidoglycan catabolic process. The transcript has 5 exons. NCBI's taxonomy places the organism in Eukaryota, Metazoa, Chordata, Actinopteri, Centropomidae.
CAACAGAAUGACAGACGAGACAAGGAGGUCAUAUUGAAACUGAAAGUAAACGUGCUGUAUAAAUACAGCUGCCGUACGUGUUCACCCCGAAGAGUGGACAGAGGAGCAGUGUGUUACAUUCCAGUUACCAGAUAGCCACCAGAAGAGGAAACAGGAAAAUGGGUUAUGGAGACAUCAUGAGGGUUCAAACUUCUGGAGCUUCAUGGCAAACUGCUAAACAGGACAGGCUGGGAUACUCCGGUGAGCGUGCAUCACACACCAUGGCAAAGACUGACAGGGACAGAAUGAAUAUGUACAAGUCAGCAAUCGUCAGAGUGGGAAACGCACAUGAAAUCGAUCCAGCUCUCAUCGCUGGCAUCAUCUCCAGAGAGUCCAGGGCUGGAAAUGCACUGGUCGGAGGCUGGGGAGACCACGGCAAAGCCUGGGGACUGAUGCAGGUUGAUGUUACUCCAGGUGGAGGUGGACACACCCCUAAGGGUGACUGGAACAGCGAGGAACACCUCCACCAAGGAACUGAGAUCCUGGUUUAUUUUAUCAACCGGAUCCGCCAGAAAUUUCCCGGCUGGAGCAGAGAGCAGCAGCUGAAAGGAGGGAUAGCGGCCUACAAUAUGGGGGAUAGAAACGUGCACUCCUAUGACAACGUGGAUGAAAACACAACAGGGAAAGACUACUCCAAUGAUGUUGUUGCCAGAGCUCAGUGGUACAAAAGCAACGGCUUUUAACAGCUGAAGCUGUUCACAACUAAAGUUUCUGAGGGAUCCUCCUGUGACUCAUAAAUGAAACACUGUAAUGUGUGUCUUAUGUCAAAACUUACAUUGCAUAAACAUAACAUAGAGCCAAAACAAACAUGACUUCUUUGUUCAUUUAGCUUAGUUGUCAUGAUUUCUGUCUCAGCCCUGUUUAUUGGCCUCCCUGUCAUACUCAUCCAACCAAUGUUCCCAUACCUUCUUCCUGUUUCCAGGUCCACCUGCUUAUCCACUGUCCACUGUGUUUGCCUUUGGGCUGCUAACACUGUAGACUCCUCUUCCUGCUACCUGUAUGUAGUAAUCUGUUGUUUGUACCUGUCUGCCUGCACUCUGUGCCAGUUACAGUCAGGUGCCAUUUCUUGUAAAUGAGGUUUCCUUUUUUCUCCUCCUUUUCCUCUAAAGCAGAGGAGGUGGGGCUUCUGCUGGGGGAGAAUAUACAUUAAACACACCCAUCCUGCAGGGUGAACAGAGGGUCAGUGUGCAACAGCACUGCUGGUGAUAGCUCUCCAUCGAGUUCUCAUUGCUGGCAUCAUCUCCAGAGAGUCCAGGGCUGGAAAAGCACUGGACAGAGGCUGAGGAGACCACAGUAAAAACCUGGAGACUGAUGGAGGUUUAACAACUACUAUUGUUUUACUCACAUUUCCCCAGUAGAGCCUCAUGUUACAAGGAGGGUCCAACCCAUUUCAAGCCAUUUCAUUCUGGGACAGUGAGGAACACCUCCAUCUAGAUCUUGGUUGAGUUGAGUGAAAAGAUACAGGAGAAAUUUCCCAGCUGGAGCAGAAAGCAGCAGCUGAAAGGUUUGUUUUACUGAAUCAGUCGACUUGUACAUGUAUCAACCUUCUUCACACUUUGUUUGCUGACUUUCUCUUUUAUUAUUUCUGCACGAGGGAUAGUAGCCUACAGUAUGGGGGUUUGGAAACGCCCACUCCUAUGAUAAAGUGGAUAAAAACACAACAAGUGGAAACUACUCCAAUGAUGUUGUUGCCAGAGCUUAUAUGGAGUUUGACAACUGAACAAAAAAUCUCUGAAACUUAAGCUAAAUAAACACAACACAAAGCAAAAGAACAAAUUAUACAUCUAUGUAUUGGGCUCAGUGUGAACUCUUGCUGUGAUAAAUUGUGGAAACUGUGGACUGCACUGCUUCUGGAUUUAGAUCAUUUAGCUGACACUGAUGAUGCUUUUAAAGUGAGAGAUGUUAUGAAAUCAUGUAGUGUCACCUGUUUGUGUUAAAGCUAUAAUUCUACACUGUUGAAUCAGUUCACUGUAGAAGUUCAGCUGCACAUAAACAUUGGAGUUCUGCCCUUUUUUAUACAAUAUAUUUUACUAACUCGUCA